Molecule: messenger RNA, 2595 nt
Organism: Drosophila willistoni
Lineage: Eukaryota; Metazoa; Arthropoda; Insecta; Diptera; Drosophilidae
Gene: Ctl1
Product: choline transporter-like 1
Exons: 9
Coding region: 104-2149 (681 amino acids)
Biological process (GO): transmembrane transport
Cellular component (GO): membrane
Molecular function (GO): transmembrane transporter activity
Source: RefSeq, a predicted model, not a curated record
UGAGCGUAUUAUUCGGGUUGUUCGCUAUACGUACAUUGAAAUAUUGAAGUGUUAAAACAAACCACAGUGUAAAAAAGCCGUUCACACCAAAUUAAAGUGGAUCAUGGGAUGCGCCGAGAGCACGGAGAGAGAAGGAAGUGCCCAAAACAAUAGGCCUAAAUACCGCACAUGCACAGACACUUUUUGGCUAGCCAUUUACAUAUUAUUCUGGUUAUUUUUGAUUGUGAUAGCCAUAUUCUCAUUUGUCUAUGGAAAUCCAUUGCGCAUUAUAAACGGCUAUGAUUCGUUUGGCAAUACUUGCGGUGUGAAACAUAAUGAGCGUUUUCAGGGAUUUCCAUUGUCUGGAAUGAAUACGAUUGACAAGCCGGAACUGUUGUACUUCGACGUUAGGGAGUUGAAGAAGUCCUUAAAAGUCUGUGUCAAGUCAUGUCCAGACAAAACAUUGACUAACGCCAACGAGCUUCUGAGCUACUACAUACAGAGUGGAAGUCAUCUAUGCAAGUAUGAUUACUCUAUGGAGCAGCUUAGAAAGCCUUCCAUAGCCAAUGAUGGGAAGAUAUUUAAUUCUUUGGGACCUUGUCCAAACUUUCCCAUCUAUGAGAGUUCUUCUGUGCUUAAUCGAUGUGUACCAAAAGGUACAGGAUCUCAGGUUAAGGACCUUUAUAAUAUGCUCAAUAAUUGGGAUGUCGCCCAGCAGUUUCUCGGCGAUAUAUACUCUACCUGGCAUAUAAUUGCAAUGGUCUGCGGACUUGCUUUGCUGAUAUCUAUUGCGCUUGUGACUAUGAUGCAUUGGCUUUCCCGCAUUGUCUCUUGGCUGAUUUGUGUGUUGGUGAUUGUUGUUAGCAUUGCAUUGACGGCCACGUUGUGGUAUGCCUAUUACAAGUCUGGAGAGAGUACACAAAAUUCGCUCCUAGAAGAAGUUGUCCGUAAUAAGCAGGCAGUUUUAACUUUAGCAGUUUUGGCUACCAUCACAAUGAUUAUCCUUGUCAUCAUAAUUUAUUUGAUUAAAAGCAAACUAUCCGGCAUGACGGCUCUGUUUGAGGAAGCUGGCGAGUGCAUGAUGAAUUUGCCAGGCUUGUUGAUUGCUCCGCUUCUGGCUUUCAUAGUCCUUGUAGUCUUUUUGAGUUUUUGGGUUGUGGUUGUGAUAUGUCUGGCUACCGCCAGCUUCCCAGGGCAAAGUCCGAUUGCUAUAUUUCACAAUACAGCUUCUUUACAGGAACCACCCCAGCUUAAGCAAAAUGACACUCAUAACGUCAGUGAUCGCGUUGAAUAUGCCGAUGUUGGAGCUCUACGUAGCAUGUUUUGGAUCUACGUAGUUGGGUUAAUUUGGACGGUGGAAUUUAUAUUUGCCUGUCAGCAAUUUGCUUUGGCUGCUGCAGUGGCCUUUUGGUACUUUGGCAAACCGACUACCACACCCACAGUGUAUGCCAUUGGCAAGUUGAUCAAAUAUCAUCUAGGGACAGUGGCAAAGGGUUCGUUUGUUAUAACGCUAUUUAAGAUUCCUCGAUUGAUUUUGACUUAUUUGUAUGCCAAGUUGAAAAAGGGCGAAGACAAGGGCUCAGAGUGCGCGACUUGUUGUCUUAAGUGCUGUAUUUGUGGUUUCUGGUUGCUGGAAAAAUUUAUUCGCUUUCUCAAUCAUAAUGCAUACACCGUGGUUGCUAUUGAGUCCAUUAACUUCUGUCCAGCCGCUGGAAUUGCUUGGAACGCUAUGGCGACGAAUGCACUGCAGGUCGCCGCUAUCAAUAGCAUUGGAGACUUUAUUCUCUUUUUAGGUAAAGUUAUAGUUGCUUCUCUAUGUGGCCUAACAGGAAUUAUUAUGCUCAAGGAUAAGCCUGGAUUAAAUUUUUACAUGGCUCCGGUGAUACUUAUUAUCAUAUUUUCCUUCUUCAUUGCCCAUAUAAUACUAUCUCUUUUUGAGAUGGUUGUGGAUACCCUCUUUCUGUGCGUUUGCGAGGAUAAAACAAUAAAUGGCCGCACUGGACGUUGGGCGCAGAGCAAAUUGGCUCAUCUUGUAGGAGAGGAACAGCUUCAGCCAGGUGAAGAGCCACCUAUCCAAGUGGUGGAGAUGAUGCCUAUCAACAAUCAGCCGUUUAGUAUUACACGUCUGCCUCCCACUGAUGUAGAGGUAGCUCCCAUGUCUGUAGGCUAAGCGAUCACUUAUCCAAAUACGAUAUUUUGGAUUAUUCCAGCCAGUAACCAACGCACAAAUGCAUCUGAUUUAGCAAUCAGAUAAGAUUACUCAAUUCUGUUUUAAGGGGAUAUUUGUAUGUACAUACAUAUGUAUACGAAAAUAUGACGUUUAAAUUUUCGAACUUUUUUUUAGUAAUUUGCUGGUUAGAUUUACAAAAAGGUUGAAGUAUUGCCCCAGACGAUGGCCCAAUGGAAAAUGGGCAUACAUACUUGUUGUUUAACAAAACAAAAAAUAGUUUUUAGUCCACAACAUUCGCCUUUUUGUUCAAAAUCAAUGUUUUCAAAAAGUAAUUUUACAAAGAGUAGGUUCUAGUUUGUUCUUUCAAAUGAUUUGCAGAAGUUUAUAAAGUUUGACACAUUUUUUUAAGACAUGUCCUCUCAAUAAACGAAUCUCGAAUAAUAAAA